This is a messenger RNA of Mycosarcoma maydis (corn smut), 3090 nucleotides long. Its product is annotated as Chitin synthase 3. Gene Ontology annotation, molecular function: chitin synthase activity. Bases 1 to 3090 code for a protein of 1029 amino acids. Lineage: Eukaryota; Fungi; Basidiomycota; Ustilaginomycetes; Ustilaginales. The transcript has a single exon. Gene Ontology annotation, cellular component: cell periphery; cell septum. The record is from RefSeq and is a predicted model, not a curated record.
AUGGCCUAUUAUUCGAGACCGGCUUCGGCCGGCGCGGCUCGCGCACAGGACGAUCAAGACCCAUAUCCAUACUAUCCAGAUCCCGACCUGAUUGUCGGCAGUGGUGCCAACACAUCGUUUGUCAACCCAUACGAAGCAUCCGGCGCAGCAUCUUCGGCGUCUCAUACGUCUCCCUUCUCGGAUGCGCAUGCUGCAUCUGCCUCGCCGGCAUCCAUUCUGCCCCUCUCGCAUCAGCAAGUGUCUGCUCAUGCACCGCAGCAGCAACACAUGAGCAUCAGCGUGGAUCCGAGAGAUGGGCAGCAGUCUCGCAUGCCUGGGCUCAGCGAGAGCUUUUACAGUCAAGCAGCGUAUGCGCUCGCUAGCCCACCGCCCGCGGCAGGCGCUUUAAGCCCAUCAGCUCACCUUGCCACGCUACCCGAGCACUCCCAGGCUCCCCUGUCAGGCUCCGUCGAUGGAGAAUAUACAUACUACAGCCAGAGCGCCGCUGGACACUACUCAUCGCUAGCUCACCGCCAUGGCCAAGACGAUGAAGACGACGACGAUGCCGAGACAAAAUACUCGCCUAGCUCGGCGCAUGAUGAAAAGUAUGCAUAUGAUCGUCCGGAUUCAGCGGCAGCCGGAACUUCUCCCUUUGGAAGAGCAGCUGGUAUCGCGUACUUGCAGAGCCCAUAUGCUCAAGUUGCACGCAACGAUGACGACGACGAGGAUGAGGACGCCGAAGAUCCAUACCGAGUCUUGACGCGUGAUUCUGCUUUCGGAGGCGACAACGGCCAAGGCUAUGACCCAAACUCUGCCUAUGGUGGCGCCGGUAUGGCUGGACCUACCGGUCAGUUUGGCGAUAACCACUUUGACACGCAACACUUUGGUCCCGCUCCAGCACGCGGUGCUCAGCUUCGUAGGCACAAGACCAAGAAGAACGUACGCCUCACCAAAGGUAACCUCAUUCUGGAUUGCCCCGUGCCGACCAAGUUGCAGACGUUCCUCACGCGACGAGCCGAAGACGAAUUCACCACGAUGCGUUAUUCGGCCGUCACCUGCGAUCCGGACGAUUUCGCGAGCGAAUCCUUCACGCUUCGACCAGCGCUGUACGGUCGACACACGGAACUCUUCAUCGCCAUCACCAUGUACAACGAAGACGAGGUGCUUUUCUGUCGAACUUUCCACGGCGUCAUGAAAAACAUUGCGCACCUCUGUUCGCGCAACAAGUCACGCACAUGGGGCAAAGAUGGCUGGAAAAAAGUGGUGGUCGCCAUCAUCUCGGACGGGCGCAAGAAGAUUCACCCUAGAGUGCUCGACUGCCUCGCCGCACUAGGAGUUUACCAAGACGGAGUGGCGAAAAACAUGGUCGAUGGCAAAGAAGUACGUGCGCAUCUUUACGAAUACACGACCCAACUUUCGAUCGAUUCCAACCUGCAGUUCAAAGGCGCCGAAAGAGGGCUGGUUCCAAUGCAGAUCAUCUUCUGCUUGAAGGAGAAGAACGCGAAAAAGAUCAAUUCGCAUCGAUGGUUCUUCAACGCGUUCUGCCCUAUCCUGCAACCCAACGUCACCAUCUUGUUGGACGUAGGUACACGACCGGAGAACAAGUCGAUUUACUACCUGUGGAAAUCGUUUGAUCUCAACUCGAACGUUGCCGGCGCAUGUGGAGAGAUCUGCGCCGAGACCAAAGGCAAAUGGGGAGUGGGACCUUUGCUCCUAAAUCCACUCGUAGCAGCGCAGAACUUUGAGUACAAGAUCAGCAACAUCCUCGACAAGACUACCGAGAGUGUCAUGGGAUACAUCUCGGUGCUUCCCGGUGCAUUCUCCGCUUACCGCUACAUCGCGCUGCAGAACGACGAAUUUGGCCAUGGACCUCUGGCUUCCUACUUCAAAGGCGAAAACCUGUUGGGAGCUGACGCUGACGUCUUCACAUCCAACAUGUACCUCGCCGAAGAUCGAAUCUUGUGCUUCGAGUUGGCGGCGAAACGUGGGCAUGGAUGGGUGUUGAAGUACGUGAAAUCAGCUCGUGGAGUGACCGAUGUUCCCGAGGGACUCCCCGAAUUCAUCAGUCAGCGACGUCGUUGGUUAAACGGAUCCUUCUUCGCCGCCGUCUACGCGCUCUACCACACGGCGCAAUUCGUGCGUUCCGGACACAAUGUUUGGCGAAAGUCGCUGCUUGUGUUCGAAAGCUUCUACAGCUUUGUCAACAUGUGUUUUGCAUGGUUCGGAUUGGCCAACUACUACAUUUUCUUCCGGAUCCUCACCACGUCUUUGGAAGACCCGACGUUCAAGCUCCGCGGCAUUGGCGUAUUCAAUGUGUUUAUGCAGUACAUCUAUCUCGGUACUGUGGUAUCGAGCUUCAUCUUCGCGAUGGGUAACCGACCGCAGGGAAGCAAGUGGAAGUACUGGGCUGCCGUCGUCGUGUUUGCUCUGCUUACCGUGUACAUGAUGGUUGCCGCCGUCUUGUGUUUGAGCAAGGUCGUCGCUCGAGUAGAACACGAUGCCAUCUAUGCUCAGAUGGUGGUCUCGCUUCUGGCCACGUACGGAGUGUAUCUGAUCUCGUCGCUUCUCGCGUGCGAUCCUUUGCACCUGAUCACGUCGUUCCUCCAGUACCUUCUGCUUGCACCGACCUACAUCAACAUCCUCAACAUCUACGCGUUUUGCAACUUGCACGACUUCUCCUGGGGCACCAAAGGCGACACCUCGAUUAGCGCCGAUUUGGGCGCCGUGGUAUCCACAUCGAAAGGAACCGUCGAGAUCACGCUGCCUACAGCUCAAGCCGACAUCGAUACAGCAUACGACGAUGCACUCAACAACUUGAGGACCAGACCGAUGAUCAUCCGUGGUGACGCCAGCAACGCCGAAAAGGAAGCUCGUCAGAUGGACUACUACAAAAACAUCAGAACCAACGUCGUCCUCGCCUGGGCGCUCAGUAACGGUGUCUUGGCCGCGUUCAUCUUGAAUGGCGAUGCCGCCGGCACGUUCAGCGAUACAGGCGGCGUCACAAGGACCAAGGUGUACAUGGUCCUCGUCUUGAUCUUCGUCGCUGGAAUGGCGUGCAUCCGUUUCAUCGGCAGCACCCUUUACCUCACCAUCCGCUUGAUCAACGGUUGA